Pocillopora meandrina is the source of this 20041-nucleotide messenger RNA. The record is from the annotation of a GenBank genome assembly. NCBI's taxonomy places the organism in Eukaryota, Metazoa, Cnidaria, Anthozoa, Scleractinia, Pocilloporidae.
GGUACACCCGUCCUCUUUCUAAGCGACUCCUUUGAGGAGUGUGUUCCGUCUCGAUUGUCUAUAUCUGGCGAUCAUGUUUUCAUCGAGCUCAGCAUACUCAUCUUUGGGAAACAAGGACGUUUCUGAAAUGAUUUGUCAUUUGAAAUUUAUCUUUGUAUGUAUUUUUCUUAUACCCCAACCAACAGGUACAGUAUUGAUCUGGGAUUAAAUUUUUUUUCGAUUUGUACUGCAAUUUUCAGUGUUUACCAUCUUUCGUAACAGAACUCGAUAGUUUCAACUUAUGAUGCACUUUAUUUAGAUGAUUUUUUAUCGACAACAGCAGAUUGUGGUACCUUUAAGAAUGUAUAAGGUGUUUUAAUUCGAAAUCAUAGAGAAGCUGUUCUUGUUUUAUAAAAUCGAAAGCAUAAAUAACUGCGAUCCAAAAUAUUCUCCUUCAGAUGGCGGAAGUGUCACAUGGUAUGAACCUUCUCCAGUUAUUACAACAUCAAAUACAGCUGAAGUGCUCCCCCCUGGCAUUGUACAGGUUUAUGAAGGAUCUUCUGCCACAAUGAACUGGAACUUCAGUCUGUCAGUAGGUCUAGGUCUUGGUUUUAUCAUAAAAUUCGACACUGUUGGUAUAGUCAACAUUGGAAAAGAUGGUUCAGCAGCAGGUCCUAUUAGAGCUGAAUUUCAGAAACGGUUCAACGUAAGUGCAACUCCACAAAGUGCUUCUCUGUCAAUCUCUCCCGUCACUAUUGCUGACGAUAAGUCUAACGGAGAAUUUAGCUGUGAGUUAAAUGAUGGCAACGGCGAUACUUGGAAACGAGCAAUUCAGGUGCACGUCAUAGGUAAGCUGAGAGUGUUGCUGUGACCAUAAGAAAGGCGUACCCUAAUUGCAGUAUACUUUUAUCUGAGUCUUGUUUAAAUGCUGUCUGAAAUUGGACAAUUUGAAAUCUUAGCGGGAAAAAAAACUUCUACAUCCCUUUUUAACAAAUUCAUUUAGUUUCAGUUUAGUUUAUUUAGAAUCAAAGACCUAAAGUGCAGAUAAAGUUCAAAGAGAGAAGGUUUGUUUUUAACUUUUAAGUACAAUGAUGCAAUCACAUGGAUGUGUCUUACAUACCAUUUGAAGUCCCAUGUGAAUCAAACACCCAAAGUGCAGAAAAUAAAAGGCUCAAAAUUGGGAUGCUCCUUGAGAUAGUGAACAAAAAUAAAUUACGACAUUAAUGGAUAAAGAUAACCCAAACUUCCUUCACACUCUGCUUACCUCAGUAAUCAUAUGUAAUUGUCAUAAGAGUGUGAUAACAAAGUCACAGAUGUGAUCUUGGUUUGCUAUCACUACUCUUCAUCUGGAGGAAGGAACAACUAGAUGGAUUUCAACAGUAUAAAGGAUACUUAUACCAAGUAAUGGUAGCUACUCAGACUGCUUGUGGUGAUGAAGUGACCACAAAGCGGCAAUGAACUUGACUAUUUCCAUCAGAUUUUCCAACCCCUAACAUAGAGCUGUCUGUUAGUACUACAUUUGGCUACAUUCGAGAAUGAUUUGAUCUGGUAAACCUCACAUGGAUAACAUUGUGAAAAAAUAGUCAACCUGAAGAGAAAUCAAGAAAUUAAUCUUUAAAGGGUUUAUAAGGUAAAUUCAAAUCUAAAGAGGUGUUGAUUACUAUUUGCUGGAAACUUACAUGUGUAAUAGCAGAUAAAAGUCUUUUUACACCCAAUAUAUUUAAAGUUUAUCAGAAAGAUCUUAAUUUACCCUCUUAGCAAGCGCAGAGUGCAAUUAUCUUUGGAAAGCUAGUUUACUGACUUAAGAGGAUGUCUCCUCAAGCAAAUAAAUCAAUUAUAAAAACCUACUGCUCUAAUAAAAUUUCAAAAAAUUUCAAACAGGAGGGGUAUAUUUUCAAAUCUGUGUAGGGAAUUUUGGAUAUUACUGUCAUUUGCUUCCUGGUUUUUCUGUCAAGUUUGCUCAUCAAAAUUUUACUGAUGUGUGUUACAUCUAAGGUUAUUGCGGUGGGUAAAUUAUGAAAAUUAGAAAUUCCUCACACAAGUUUUUGGUUUGAGAGUCUUGGGGUCUUAUUAAGGCUUUUAAGUUUUUAAUAUACCCCAAUAAUAUUUUUAAAGACACACUCGCAUGAGAACUACAUUGUGCAAUGAAAGGCAAAAGUGUUAGCAUGCUGUACUAAUUUUUAAUUUUUCUAAAACCCCCCUCCCCCCCAUUUGAAUGUUGCCUGGUGUUACUAAAUGGUCACGAAUUUCAGUGGGGAGGGGGGGAGAAGGUGGGACUUGCAUUUAACUUAUUAGAGAUGAAUCACAAGAUUUCUGUUGAUUAGAAGAUUGUCAUCCACCUACCCUUGCGAAUUGAAUUCCCAGUUUUCUGGAAAUUCCUAGGAAUUCCUUGGAAUUCUCAAAAAUUCCCAAUUAUGCAAAUGACCCUUGCAAACUGAAUUUCCAGUUUUCUGAGAAUUCCUGGGAAUUCCUAGGAAUUCCUAGGAAUUCUCAACAAUUCCCAACUAUGCAAAUUAACUCUGAUUUAAAAAGCUUGGAAUUACUGGGAAUUUCUGGGAAAGGAAGACUCCUGUUUUGUGAGGACUUGGAAUCCCUAGGAAUUCCUAGGAAUUCUCAGCUUUACAAACUACCUAUAAUUUAAGAAGUGUGGAACUCUUGGGAAUUUCUGGGAAUUGAAUUUGAGGCAAUUUUAAUACCCUGAGGUCCACAUAAAUUCAAAGAAAUUCUCAAUACCUUGAAUGUGAAGGUUUUAAGAAAAGGAGUAAUUUCAGAGGCUUAAAACUUUGGCUCAAUAAAAGGUAUGCUAUACAAAACUUACCAAGAGAUAUACAUACAUGUAUAUGUUUAUAACUUACAGAUCAUGAAAUUUAUUGUUCAACUAAGUUUCAGUAAAUCUUUACAUUAAUAUGGAUUUUCUCAUGAACCAGCUGUCAGUUAUGUUAAAUGGAAAUUGCCAAUUAAUCCAAUGUACUCUUGGAUUCCAUGAUCAAAAAAUAUUUUUAUUGUGAUGCAAAUUAAUGUCUCAUGUUCACUGAUGUGCCAAAAUCAUCAAACAUUCAUUGGCUGUUCCUUGGUACACAAUUUCCACAAUAAUUAACAAUAAUUACAUUGUUAUCUACACUUAAAGAACUUUGUUAGUUAUGAACAUAAGUUACUUCCCUAACCUACAUUACUGGUUGCCUUUGUUAGAAAACCUUGGAACAGUCAAGCUCAGUUGCCUCAGACACUGUAAGAGACUUUUUGUUGACAAUAUUUUUAGGAGAAAUUUCAUGCCUUAGACAAACACAUUCAACAUCUAAUUAAUCUUUCUUUUUUCAUGAUUGUUGUUGCUGUUUUUUUUUUCAGUUUUUUGCUCUGUUUUCGUGACUAAUUGCUGUAAUUUGUUUUGCUGUUUUUAUUCUUACAAAACAUUUUUGUAAGAGUUCCAAUACCACACGCUUUGCAAACAUUUGGCAUGCAGACAAGACAGAGGUAGUCAAUGUGCCCUUUGAGAAAAAACACCUUUUAAAUGACAUCUUCAAUUUACUUUAUUUGAAACUCUGAUCUGAAAAUAUUUGUCAACAAGACUUGUUAGUAGUGAGAAGUACCAACCAAGUUUCCUUUCCUAACUUAAUUUCUUAAAUGUCCCAAUCACUGGAUCUCCCAAAAAAUAUUACAUCUUUUUAUUUUUGGUGCAAAAUACAAGUCCUUCUUUGUAUAAAAAUGAAAAUUGCAAGUCACACUUCAAUAAUAACAGCUCUAAAGUUUACUGGUUGUUCUUCUCUGUCUGUCAGCUAUCAACAAAAUUGUUUUAUACUUCGGACAGUGCAUAACUAUUUGUGGACCAGAGUUCCAACACACCUCUGUAAUCGCAUAUAGUUACUUCUGUCUCUACUCUGUUGUCACUACUGCUUUAAGUUCAGUGGAAACGACUGACUGAGGAAUCGAGAUGGCAGUGUUGGAACAUGUUGCUGAACACUUGCUACGGUCAAGCUUUGUAGAUUUAGGUACUGGUACACUGGGAUCAUCUAUGUAUCUCUUAUACUUCCCAAUGUGGUAUCCUUCUUUUAUAAAUAUGAGGGUAAAAGACGAUUUGUAGUCGCAUUCAAAACUGUGAUUGGCUUGUGUUAUUUCUCACCUUUGCCAUGAACACAACUCAAGUGAGUUUCGAGUCUUUGUUUUCUCGACAACUUUCGGCCACAAAUCGUGUAUUUGUAAUACGAUCGAUUCUUGUCGAUUAUUUCUACAUAGAGUGAGCUCACAUCAUUAUUUAUAUCACCAAGGUAUCCAUCGUCUAGAAGCAGAGAAUCGGUCGGAGAAGAGAAGUCAAAAUAAAGUUGUGCGCUUCUCUUAACACUACAAUCGGCAAGCCAGCGGAUUCACUUUGCUGGCCAAUUACAAGUCCUAAAAGAUCCCCACGUGCUCAUGCUCGUGAUCGGAAACAAAGAAGACUCCAUUUGGCGCUCAUCUUUGAAUGUCCUUUUCAUCGGUUGAUCGUUUUUCUCAACUGUUUUGCUUAAUAUAACAUUUCUAAAGAUAGCUUUUAUUGUGGUUCAGUGGGAGAACGAGAACAGCGUGAGUGUUGUAAAAGAAGAGAAAGUCGUUGGCGCCGUGGAGUUUAAAGAAGGGACAACAGUUGACAUAUUGACUGGUACAAACAAGGGUCGAGUGGCCAUCUGUAAAGCUACGAUUUUGAAAGUUUGUGGUGAGUAAAAAUUGCGAUAUUCGUUACGUGAUCAAAAUCUUAUAAAAGAAUAGAUGUAGCGGGUUGGAUUAAGCUUACAUAACGCUCGGCGCAACUGAAACUAGAAUAAUUCUGAGAAUCGAAUCGGUCACUUGCAUGCCGCAGUUUCUUAAGCUUAUGCUUUACAAUGAAAUAAACCUAUCAGUAAGGUUUCAAGAUUCCUCUAGUCACGUUUGGGAACAUUCAAGAUUCAUAAUAGGAACCGUUAUUAAAAAACCUUAUUACUUAAAGAAGCCAUCCUUGGUAAAAACAAAAUAAUGUAUCCAGCCCUUUUUUAGUAAAAUCUAUGAGAGAGAUGUACUAACUUCAAUAUAAAAGUCACUCAAUAUAACAGAGAUUUCUCAAUUUGAGAAUGCAAUGAAUGCCCUUUUCCUCAUAGCCAUCUUAAAGGCCUGGUCUGAGCUUUAAAUAUAUAUAUACUUAAAUAUGUUAUUUUUUUUCAAAUUCAGAUGUCAUGGAACCCAGAUACAAAAUGGUCAAGCUUCUUGUAGACAACCUCAUUUAAGGCCAACUCAGUGUGAGCCCAGGAAAAAAAUACAAACAGCAGCUAAGUUUGCAGUUUAGGAUAACUUCAUUCUAAUUUAUUGUUACAGUUACUAAAGUUACAGUAAUUUUUAAUAAAAAAAUCAAAUUUAUUUGUCUGUAAUUAACCCCUUCACUCCUAGGAGUGUUUGGUUUUCAAAUAUAAUUUAAGAUAUUGUAUUUUAUGGAAAAGAAUCAACAGAUUUUAUUCACAAUUUGUGUCAAACCAAAUUUAAUGAUUGAUUAGGACUAUUUUAUAUGAAUAGCUGUAAUUGAGGAUUAAUCUGUAUGAAGUUUUCAAGAAAAGAAAAAUCAAAUUCCAUCCUAAUAUUACCACACAUUGAUGUUCAUAAUGAAUCAAAAAUAUUUUACAUGUAAGCCUUAAUUAAGCUUCUAAAUAAAUUUCAUUGAAUACUUGAAUUUUAGCUGGAUUUUUUUAAUUUAAAGUAUUUAUUUUAUAUCAUUAGCCUCAAAUUUUUGCUUAAAAUUCCCAGUAAUUCUUAAACAUUCCUAAAAAUUCCCGAAAAUUCCCAGAAAUUCCUAGGAAUUUUUUAGAUUUACAGCUUUUCAGGGAAAGUCAUUGGUUCUCUGAGUUGGAAUUCUUAGGAAUCCUAAGUCCUGUUGGCAAUAAACUUGGAAUUUCUGGGAAUUUCUAGGUUUUUAGAACCAGAGUUAUUAUGGUUGGGAAUUCCCAGUCCGAAUUUACCGCGAAAAUUCACACCUUUAUUCCUAGGAAUUCCUAGGAAUUCUUAGGAAUUCCAAAAGCCAUUUCGCAAGGGUACUUUUGACCCUUAUUGUACAUUGUAGGUUUUUUUUUUUUUGCUCCUAUGUUUUGUGCAGAUACAAUUUUACACUUUUGGGUGACCACAUGUCAAGUAAUAGUUUAGUAUCCCAAUAGAAAAACAAAAGUAUCUGAGGGAGUCCCAGGGGACUCUACCAGAUAGUUCCCUGCAAAACCAUAAUUUAGCUAGCAGUUUCACAUGACAGACCAUGGUUCAAUUCCACUAGACAGCAAUUUAGUGAUUUCAAGUUUAUGGUGACUUGAACUCCCUACAGCAGCACCUCUUGAUAGUUGCUGGUUGCAAGCAGUCAGGGAAGAUUACUUAAACUGCAAGCCCUUCUCCAUUUCAGCAAGAUUUUAUUGCCAUUCCUCUUGGGAUUUCUUUGAUUUAUUGCUCUUGCACCCAACCCCCUUACUAACUGUCAAGGACUAUUUUCCAUUGUUAUCUCUACCUAUUCACAGCCUACUUUUAUAUGCAGAGGUAUAGCAAAGAUCACUAUAUGCAGCUGAAACUAGGAGAUAUUUUCAGGAUUGAUAUCAAGAACCAUGAUAUUUUGUUGGAAAAAAACAUUGCAGGAGUCAUUUAUGGUGACACUUUAUAAUCGGUUAUUCACACUUUGGAGGGCUAAAGCUAGUCCUUAAGGAAAAAUUUUUUUAGAAAAAUGCUUUAGGAAAUAGCUCCUGUGGGUCUCAACAUUAAUUUCUACAAAAUUAUUUCUUGGAAACUGCAGUUAAAAUAAUAAUGCUCAGUUUGAGCUGAGAAAAGAAUUAAGAAAACUUUAGCAUGUGAAAUUCAUUUGUCUGUGCAAGGUUUGCCAAGAAUAUUUAAAAGUCAUGUUAACAUUAUUAUCACCUUUGCACAUUGCUUAAUUAUACACGUACAUGCCAUUUAAUUAUCACUGAAGUUUACCUGUGAUUGUUUGAUUGCUCUUAGUUCUAACAAACAUCAUUGGAAUUAGAGGUAACCAAACUGUUCUUGAAGGUGAUAACUUGCAUUUAACUUGCAUCGCUUUGGGUCGACCAGAACCAAACAUCACUUGGAUCAAAGAGAGGCCUGGGAACCAAGGUAAUACUGGUGUGGUGCAAGAAGGAAAGGUGCUGACUAUAACAAACAUCAACAGGACUGAUGCAGGAGGUUAUACCUGUACAGCUUACAAUGGCUUUGGUAAACCAGAGAACCAAGCAGUUUCUGUGAUUGUUACUAGUGAGUAUGCAUUGAAAACAACUUAGACUAAUGUUAAACACAGAUGCACUUUCCUUAUAUACUAUAUUUUCUGUAUUCUAUCAUGUGCAGUCAUUUACUUUUAUUAAUGUUUGGUGAAGUACAUCCAUGCUGGGCUCCAAGCAUAAUUUUUCAAAAAAUCACCCCUUGGCAACCUUCAAUUGUAAAAUGGUCACAAUAAAAAAACUUUGGUUGCAAUCCCUUCCCCUUCCCCUUUACAAACUUAAUAGAUCCCUUGAUGAUUAAAAGAUUGUACAUAUAAUAAUGGUCGAGAGAGUGAGAAUGAUGAAACUAUGAUUUCUGGAAGGAGAAACAAUUUACAUCAUGCAACUUGCUGAGACUUAAUAACAAAUCAUGUUUAAUACAAUUUCUGUCUAUUGCUCAGCUGAGAAACAUCUCUAAUGUUUAAAGUGAGCUAAAAUAGUGAUAUUAAAGCCUUUGAUAUUGUGAAUAACAUCUUUACUCACUAGAUAUUUAGUUACCUUACUUUCUACCAUAAAAUUGGAGGUUAGAAGUUGGUAGUGAAGUCCACUUUGGCCUUUAUUGGAACUGGCCCUUUGUCAAGAAUUUUACUUUUCACAACUUUUAAUCUCAUGUAAUGUAACUGAAUAGAAUACAUGAUUUGUAUCUGCUUGCUUUUGGGUGCAAAGCAUCUUGAACAUUAGAAAUAUCAUCAAAAAAUUUUGGAAUAAAAAUGCUGAUGAGAACAUAUUUUUGUUUUCAUUGCUUGGAAAGUAUAAGUAGUCAGCUGUUGUAUGUAGCUCUUUCCCAAGCUCCAUCUAUGGUAAGAAAGGGGUUGCAUAUGAAAUUUGUGUCAGAAGCAUUAACCAAAGGCUAAUUCACUGAUAAUUUUCCCAAGGAUAUCAUCAAUAUCACCUCAAUGGUUUUCUGAGUGACAACCUGAAAAAGUUCUCUGUUUAAUUAUUGGAUACUAUGAAAUUUCAUAACCAGUAAUUUAUCUAACAUGCAUUUAUGGAUGGCAAGAGGAUCACCCAGUUAACAUCCAGACAAUAGCAAUUUCAUUGAAACCACAUUACACAAAUUAGGAAAACAUUUUGCAAACCCACAUAAGUGAAUUGAACUAAAAAAAACAUUAUAGACUUGAUAAAGAAUACCCUCUUGCAUAUAAGUGUACUGGUAGUGUAAUGGACCCCUUACAGUAGCUAGUGAAGACAAUUAAGUCACUCAAAUAUAUCUUUGGGUAGAUGCUGUUUUUUAAUCUGAAUUUUUUAUUUUCCAACUUGAUCUACAGCUCCAGCCAAGAUUGGUAGAUUUCAACCUGAGUAUAUUGUUGUUGUACAACAAAGUGUAACUCUUAAUUGUGAAGCAGAAGGAAACCCUCCUCCUUCUUACACUUGGACUCCAUGUGACCCAGGACAAGUUUGUAACAAGAAUACUCUUCAAAUUUCACAAGUCCUUAAUGAUGCCAGCUAUACCUGUAGAGUGGCCAAUCUGUAUGGAGAUGAUUCAAAAACUGCCAAUGUCUGUAAGUCACAUACAUCUUGUAGUCAUGCAUCUUUGUACAUGUACCAACAUGACAUUUUGAUUGGGUUCUCAGAGUUGAACCAGGGGUUAGUCUUGCAGGACUUGUAAAAGCCUAUAUAGUGCAUUUACUUUUUCUUGAUGGAUAACUCUCUGUUUUCUUUAAAUACCUACAAUAAACAUGCACAAUACUGAUUCUUUUAUCACACAUAAAUUGCAAAUAUUAAGCAGUGCAGUAAUUAAACUUCAGAUGGUUUAUACAGGGUUGAGUAUUAAAAUUAGGGAAAAACCUAUAUUCACUGGGCUUCUGACAAGGUACAGAAAAAAUUGUAAUUAUGUGGGAAUAUUUUUGGGAAAAUUGAGAUUAGGUUUUAGUUCUUUCAUCUUUUAGUCAUUGUAAGCUGAAUUACUUAGGACCUACAUAUUUUAAAGUGUACAUCAAUUUUAUAAUGUUUUCAAUAAAGCAAGAGAAGCCAAAUGACACCUUACCACCUCUCUAUUAAUUUUCCUCAAUGACUUGCACUUGAAUUUGAAAGUUAAAGUUCAGUUUGAUAUGAGCAACUGACUUCCCCUCUACUUGUUUUCCUUCAGUAUAAGAACAUUUUCAGAAUUUUUGGCAGAAUGUUUCUCUUGUUCAUGCUUAGAAAAAAGGACAACAACAAAAUUUGUCAUUUGACAAGCAAUCAACACAAUCCACCUAUGAGAAAUAUGAUGAGAAUUUGACCAUUACUCAGGAUCAUGUAAGCUAUGGCAGAAACCCCAGUUGUUCUUGUUAAAUAUUGAAAGCAACUGAUGUCUUAAUUGUCUCUGGGUUAAAUAAUCUUAGAAUGGUCUUAGAGUUUUUACAAAACCCUGGUUUUCAAAUGGAAUACCUGUAUCAAUUAAAAGAUUGAGUACAUCUUUUAGUUAUGAUUUUCUCCAACUUCAUAGACAUUGGAGGAAAUAUGAUCAACAUAACUAUUGUCAUUACAAGUGAAACAUGUGUCAAUGGAAAAUACAACCACUUAUUACUGGAGAAAUUAAAAGAACUGGUAAGUUAAUGUACAUAUAACUUAGAUAUUGUUGUCAAAGCUAUUUAUUAAACAUGUACUAGUUUACAUGAGGGGACUUUUUUUUCUCACAAAUAAACUGUGUGCUUGUUUUGAACUUCACUUUACCUGUUAAACUGUUAAUUAUAUUUGUCACUGAGUGUUGGUUACUUCAGAGUCAGUGACUGAUGUGCUGGCUGUAUAAUGAUUAAAAGGAAAUUUGGCUGGUGGAGAAUUUGUGGAAAAUAUUUCAUUUAAUAGAGUGUUUUUUGAAUUCCUAGAUUACAUGCAGUCUGUCAGAAUUCUGUCAAAUCUUGAACCUGAAAAGCCUGUCACAAUCUUCUUGUUAUUCAGUGUUUGCCUAUGGUCUGUAUUUAGGGCAAUAAGAGGCCAAGUAAGAACAAUUAUUCAUUGAAGGAGCACUUUAAAGAAACAACUGAUUAAUACUCAGAAACUGAUUCUCAGCAGAUUCUUGGCAAAACACCCAUGUUCAAUUUAAUCCUUAAUGUUUGGUGUCAUACUCAUUUAUUCUUAUGUGUGAUACAUGUACACUGACAUUUUAAGAAAAAUGGUUGAAAUGCUUACUUGCAGCUUAGGGAGGCUUUUGCUGAUAAACCUGGCUAUGAAGGAGUGCAGUUGUUAGGUGUGAGGUAUGUGAAUUACAGUAAUGGAUUUAGAUGACUGCCAGUUGCUCUCACUUCCAAAUAUUUAAAUUUAGGAAUUUAUUAUUUUCUCUUUUGUUAUCUAUUUCCCAUUUCAUAUCACUCUAACCCUCAGUUAAUGUCUGUCCCAAGGUGUGGAAGUAUCAUUGUUGACCUAGGACUAAAAUUCAAUUCCACCACAAAGGAACAAAAUAUUAUCAUUACACUUAAUGACUAUGUGAAAGAUGGAAAGCUGGGAGAAUUCAGUGUUGGUGCCAUAAAAUGGAAAGGACCUGAUGUGGAGCCAACAGGUGGCGGUGCCACAUCACCAGUUGACGGGUCCUAUGGGGGUAAGUCCUCUUAACACUUCAUACAAAAGUUUUGCAAGUUGAUUAAUGAAUGUCCUCACCCUGUACUUGGUUGUAAGCAUAUUUUUUUUCUGUCUGAAAGUUACUAUAAUAUUUAACUCAAAAUUGUUACUGUAGUAGGUUUAUACAGAGAUCUGAAAACUUGGUGUGUAAUGGUAUUGAUAACAAUGACAACCACAACCAGCCCCGACUUGAGUACUAAUAAGACAGUGUAUGCAUCAUGUGUGUGCACUUUUGUUGUGCAUUUUCUGUCGAUUUCUAUGCAGACAUGUAACGAAGGAUUAGUAUGUUUCCCAAUAUCUUGUGUUUUUUGUUUACUUAAAUUCACACUUUUGCUCAGUAGCUUUAGAACAUGGUUCAUUUACAUCUUUUUUUCUGAGAUGGUUUAUGGAAAAAAAAUGUGUGGCCCACAAGUCCAAAAAACAGCAGCCAUGCUUGUUUUCCUCAAAUUAAUCGAGUGUAUUUUUGUAGAAUCUUCAGCGCUUCCAAGUGGAACAAAAACAGGUGAAACAUUCUUUAAUGACAAAUGCCGGACUUUGUAAAUGUUAAGCAACAAGUAAUUUAAUCUGAUUUAGUAAUUUAUAGACACCUUUGACUUCUAGUUUCUUGAAAAUUAAAAAAAAACCGAUUCAUGUCCAACUGAAUCGAGCUUUAAAUUUUUGAGUCGAAGUACACAAUUUUUCUUGUGUUACAUACUUGGUAAAUUACUUCUCGGGGAAGUUGCCAGCUGAAUUUACACCGUAAAUUAGUUAUUUUCACGUGCACCAUAAUUUUCCUCUUUGCCACUUGUUCAAACUUAACACCAACAUCGCAUUGAUAAGCAGAAAUUUUAAUUGACUUAUCACCUUUACUUGCUAAGAUAUAUAUUUUUAAUUUUGAGGCUAUGACUUCAAUCUCCGUUCUCUUGGUUAGAAUCGAUAACUUCAAAGAGACAUUUUCUGCUUCUUUUGUUCUACUAUUCAAAUAUUGUAAAUUUAGAGUACAAUUGAACCACGCUCCCGAUAGUACUUAAAGAGGUAUCUUGUAAAGCUUAUUGAAUUACAUAGAGGACUGCGUGGAAUUACAUAGACGACUGUGUGGUGAUGACAUUGAUGACUGUGUGGCGAUUACGAAGUUGAGUAAGCUAGACGUCAUUUCGGUUCUCCUCAUGAACUAAAGUAAAGUUACUGAACUAAACGCUGUCUCAUCCUUAACAUCCGUGGCAAGUUCGCUUGAAGCAGGUCUCUGUGCACCAGGAAACCGUGACGAGUUUCCGUUCCCGCUGCAAGUGGUCUCUAUCGAGCUAUUUUCCACCGCUAUUAGUUGUGUUCUCCGCAAAGGUCCAGUUAGUGCGAAAAACCUAACGUCACACUCUAUCUUAUUUUUGCUGUGAAUAACUGAUCAGAAGUUGUAGUUUAAAAGCUUGUAAAAAGGGGAGAAUAUUCAAUAUAAAUUAUCCGUUACUUCUUUUAACCUUGCAUGAACAGAAUUUGUAUACCAUAUCUUUUUCUUAACGAGUAAAUAAUUACACAUUGCAGCCUGUGAAGUUCUAUAUAUGUAAUGAAUUGUGAAACACAAAAUUGUGGAAAGAAGAUAAAUUGAGGUCUCACUGAAUCCCAAAUGUUUCCUGACCAUAACAGGAGUACAUAGCCGGGCAGAUUCUUUAUGAUAAGAUCAUUGGAAAAAAAAUAAUCUAAAGCUUAUCAUGCAUUGCAGGUAUCGUAGGUAUUGUUGUUGGUGCAGUGUUUGGAUCAGUUGUUGCACUGGCUGUUGCUGGAAUAUUAGUUUGGUGGACUUGCAGGAAAAAGAGGCGCAACGCGAAAGGUAAGUGUUGAAUACAUGUUAUGCUCUCAAACGAACACUAGUUUUGGCAUCCCAGAAAUAUAUCUUUUGUAUUUUUUCUAGGAGUAAGUAUAAUCUUCAGUUCACUAUCUGCUGCAUUAUGGUCUUUGCUCAAGCGAUUUUUGUACUUUUAACAGACAACUUUUAAAACCGUGUAUUGUAAAGUAAUAAUUUGUUUUUUGUUAUCUAGUUACAGUUCAAAGACCUCGCAUAACUUUGUACACUUCAUCAAACAGACUUUGCUUUGCAAUCGAUUAUUUAUUGUUUUGUUUCGGUUUCCUUUAAUUUUUCUGUUUUGUUGUACCUUUUUUUUCACUACAGAGGUGGCGAUGAGCGGAAGGUGAGACUUUUAUAUUGAAAUGUUGCUGUCUACUUGCGUUGUUACUUUAUGGCUCGAUCGUUUUAACAAUUUUAACACCCACACUUUUUUUCAUGUGAAUGUUUGUGAUUGAUCCAAUUACCACUAACUUCUAGGCACUCUUGCGCAGCAGAGAUACCACUUUUGGACAAUGAAUUUAAUGGUUGCUACUUGUAAAGUAACCGAAAUCUUAAUGACCUGUAGAAAAACUGGGGGGAAAAAACCAAGAACACCAACAACUAAAAAGUGUAUGUUAGUUGAGCUUAUUAUCUUAUUCUCAGAUAUAUACAUACAUACAUACAUACAUACAUAUAUAUAUAUAUAUAUAUAUAUAUAUAUAUAUAUAUAUAUAUAUAUAUAUAUAUAUAUAUAUGUAAGUAUGUAUGUAUGUAUAUAUAUAAUUAUGUCUGUCUAUAUGUCUGUCUGCCUGCCUGUCUGUCUGUCUGUCUGUAAUGUAAGAUCAUCACGUGUUAGUUCAGGCCUAAGUACUAGUUUUCCAGGUGUCCCCUAUAAGUUAAGUGAUCUUCCCUCGAUGAUCUCACUACUACUAAUGAAUGAAGUGCUGUUAUUAUCAUUAUUAUUAUGAGUAAUGGUAAUAGUACUGAGUUAAGACCAAUUUGGUCUGUUAUCGUGAGUGAUUUAAAAAAUUGGAUGACUUCGGAGCAGAAGUCCGAUAUGUUAAUUACUAUUAUUAUUAUUAUUGUUAUUAUUAUUAUUAUCUAUUAUUAUAAUUCUUGUGAUCUUUUUCAUUACCAUUAUUAUAAUUAUCAUUGCUCCAAAAGUAUUCUGUUCUAAUGAUAGGUGACAGUUAAGGUAGUCUUUAAGGUUGACAAAUUUGUAGAGCCUUGGAAAAUAAAUUUUAGUUAAUCUUCCCAUAAUACUGUUAUCAUUCACUAAAAAAUAUUUAGAAGGUUCAUAAAGAUAAAGUCUGUGUCUGUUCCACUCUGAGCACACCAUACUUGUCUCCACUGCUCGUAACUAGGGGAGAUGAAACUUUCAAUGCUUGAAUGCAAAGCUAUGAUGCGAAACCUUCUCUGGCAAUUAAAACUAAAAUUCCCUUAAGACAAUUACAUAUGAAAAGCUCAGGACAAGUCUACUCUGCUCAUAAGGUCCGACUGUUGGAGGGGGGGCGACUACACGUAGGUUAUGACUGUAGCUGAGCCUAUAUCCGGUUUCCAGCUGCUUUUCUAACUGGACUAAGCUGUCUGUUAGGAUUUUACAGUUAGAGAGAAUUGGAUUUGUUUUGUAAUAUAUUUGAUUUGCUGUUUCAGAACAUUUGGAAAUUCAAGUAAUGAAACAAGGGGAGGUACUAAUGUAGGUUACAUGAUGAAAUCUUAUAUUUUCAUAUAUAGAUACAUUUUCCUGUAGUCCUAGGUGCGAUUUGUUUUUACGUUGCUGUCUUUACUGAGAGUCUUCCCUCUGCCGUUUAUAGUUUAUACCCGAGCCCAGAAAGUUAUGAUCGAUACAGAUUUUAAGUCUAUUAUUCAUUGAUAUUUUCAAAUAAUAGUAGUUUAUUUUUUAUAAGACAGCUGAUUUGAAAAUUUGAAAUAAUUUUCGAGCAAUGAUGAUUUUAGAUAUAUGAAAUUCAUAUAUUUGCACUGCGGUGAAGAGAUGAAAUUAAGAGAUCCUCGCAGCUAAGAACACUACUGAAACGAGUAGUUGAAAAUAGGACCUGAAAUAUAUGAAUUUUAUAUACCUAAAAUCAUCAUUCAUCAUUUGGAUGGUUUAUUUGGACCCAACACAUUGACCAGAUCCCAGUUGGCUUGUUAGCUUAAUUGGUUGAGCGCUGCACCGGUAUCGCAGAGGUCAUGGGUUCAAAUCCCGUACGGGCCUGAACUUUUUUCAGGUCCUAUUUUCAACUACUCAUUUCAGUAGUGUUCUUAGCUGCGAGGAUCUCUUAAUUUUCGAGCAAGUUAGUUGGUUAUUAUCUUUUGUUGAUUGAAAACAACUUUGUCUUUGAGAUUGAAGUCGAAUUGCUUAAACCUUCUCAAAGCCAUUACAUGGCACUGGAUGACAGAACUCGUUCACAAGGGAUAGCAGAUGCCAGUCCACUCUGCACUGAACAAAUCAGCGAGUACGCUGCUCUUAAUCUAUACACACGCUUCUGGGAGAUUCCUAGAAAACAUGUGACGAUAAAGCAGAUCGUUGGAAAAGGUGCUUUCGGUCAGGUUGCCAAGGCAACAGCCGUUAAUCUUCAAGGAAGAGCCGAGAAGACGCUCGUAGCAGUCAAAAUGUUGAAAGGUACCAAGAAAUAAAGUCAUGUUUUACUUAGAAGUCUGUCUAAAUUGUUCCGUUUAUUUUGAUAGUAAUGAUAUGCUUCUGCAUAAUUUCCAAGCUUCUGUUUAGAGUAAUCACAUGAUAUAUGAUUGGUCCACGGUUAUGUCCAUAGCGUGAAGCUUGUUCUACUUGAUGUAGCGAUGGAAUUUUAAGAUGUAAUUUAAACAUUCCCCCUUAAAUGAUGGUUACAUUUUGGAGCCUAGGCGCUUUACGUUGACAAAGAAAAGUACCUUGAAUAUGAUGUAUAGCAGGGUCGCAUGAUGUCUAUUUAUCUAUCUGUCUGUAUGUCUAUUUAUCUAUCUGUCUGUCUGUCUAUCUGUAUAUCUAUCUGUUUAGCAAUCUAUACAUCAAUCUAUACAUAUAUCUGUCUAUCUCUCUAUCUUUCCAUCUAUUAAUCUUUCUUUAUUUCACUCUAAUUAUUUAUCUAUUUAUCUUUCUAUCUAUCAAACUGACUAUCAAUCUAUCUUUCCAUCUAUCAAUCUCUAUAUAUGUAAUGUAACGAUUUAUCUAUCUGUAUACGUUUACCUAGAUAAUGGUAUUAUUGAAAUGUUAUUCGACCAUGAAUGAUCGGAAAUCCUGUUACAGAAAACGCUUCUGAAUCAGAGAGAAAGGAUUUGCUGUCUGAACUUGAAUUGAUGAAACAACUUAAACCUCAUCCUUACGUUAUCAAACUUUUGGGAUGCGUUACCAAGUCUGGUAAAUACUGAAAAAUUUAUUAUCAGCUAUGGUUACCGUCAACAAAAUUUAGAUUUUAAGGAAUAGAUAAGUUCGUUUUUCUUGGUAUGUUGGUGUUUAGCUUAAGAUAUCUUUCCUCUUAAUUUAUAUAGUAUACUGUAAUAUUCGAUUUGGCGCCCAGGGCGCUUAUUUAAUUUUGGUAGGCAACAGGAGGGUGCUUAUUAGAAACAGGGCGAAGAACCAAGCAAACGACUGGUAUCUUCGGGUAAAAGUAGACUACGAGUACUCCGUCCUUUUUCGGCGAAGUAAAAAAAAGUUAGUGGAAACAAAAUUUACACAGGAAGUGAUGGGUACGAAAAGUAGAGACCCUACUUUUCGUGUGCCUCACACCCAGAGGUCCGCGUGGCCCUCUUUGUUUAGGUUAAAGUAACUGUCUUGAAAUCAAUUCAUAGGAUGUCACUCGUAGGGUACCUUAUUUACUAGAUUGAGCACCGCGGCGUUUAGUACGUUUUUAUUGAUUUUGAGGAGGUCUUUGUUGGUAUAGUUCAUUUAACUCACCCCAUCAUUCAGUACCCAUUAUUUCCAUCUCUGUUAACUUCUGAGAAAAUCGGCUAACCGACGCUUAAAGCUUAGGCAUAUUCUAUUGUUGCGUGCACGUGUGGGGUCUCUAUAGAGUUUAUUUGACAGCAAAGAAGUAGUCACAGUUGUAUACUGUCCGCUAAAUAGCAGCGUAUGUAUAAUCAAUAGGUGAGAUCUACGAUCAGCAAAAUUUACUGGUGGACCAAAAAUGGGCCGACACCAAAACUGCCUGCUUAAGGUUUGCACACAUGUUGCGGAUAUGAGCCGGUCAGUUGUGAAUACUCUAUGAGGGCGGGAAUCUUUCCGGUAGUAGACCUUGAAGAUAAACAUGACCUGCUUUCGACAUUUUACCCUUCCCAAUUAAUUUUCCAAGUUUAGAAACUUAUGGCUACUUUGCUUCUAAAAUAGACUUACAAGAAUUGUGAAUAUUACCGAGUUAUAUGAUAGCUGAUAUUUUAUUUUCUUAUAAACGUUGAAUAAUUGUCGUACUCCUCCAAGUGGCUGUGCCGUUUAUUGGAGAGUGACGUUUAUUGUUAAUUUUGCUUCCAUCUGCGGUAAAUAAUCAAGUAUUUGUGGAACUUUGUCUCCCUAGAGCCACUGUUUGUGCUGAUCGAAUAUGUUCCUUUUGGGGAUCUGCUGGGUUACCUGAGAAAGAGCCGUGGAUUGAAUGAUACUUAUUACAAAGACCCGGAUAUCAAACCACAAACAAAUCUGACCUCACAACAGCUGAUUAAAUUUGCUUGGCAAAUCGCUGAUGGAAUGUCUUAUUUGUCAUCGAUACCGGUGAGUGAUGUAAUAAAUCUUUGAAUGACGUUCUCAUAGAAUAAGGCCUCAUUUGUCACUCACUAUACCUUACUUUUCAUUAAAUCGUGGACUCACUGCCCAGAAUGUCAUCCCAUGUUAGCUGAGUCACCCCUAAGUCUCUCGUUUCGUUAAAUGGUGUUUUCCGAAAGAAACGUUUUCUCUUUGUGUAAGGUUAUUCAUAGAGAUCUUGCAGCUCGUAAUGUGUUGGUUGGAGAGGAGGAAACAUGCAAAGUGACGGACUUUGGAAUGGCCAGAGAUGUGCAGGAGGACAAUAUUUAUGAAAGAAAAACCAGGGUAUGAAUGAUUUUAAGAAAUCAUAUAAUGUUCUCGUAAGUCUUGGAUUGUGUGGCUUAAGAUGCCUCACUGGAGUGACUGCUUAAAGAAAAAAGCACAGUAAAUCAUGUUCCGUUUUCCGCAACUUUUGUUUCAGCGUUGCCGCCAGCAUUAGUACUUUUUAAGGACUACGCUAACUCCUCGCAUUUUUGCUUAUUCAGGGGCGUCUCCCUGUAAAAUGGACUGCCAUUGAGGCGUUGCUUUACGGAAAAUAUUCUACUAAGAGUGAUGUGUGAGUACAAGGAAGACAUGAACACUGCAGUUAAGCUCAAUGAGAAUGGUUUUGUAUGAAAUUUUUUCAGGUCUGCAAAAAGUUAUUUGGUUACUUUUGUAUUUUGGUCUUUUUAUUUUGCUGGUGUGAGCUCAUCUCAGUGAGAAGUGGUUAUCCUCAUUUUUCAUGGUUGGUGACCAGGGAUCAACUCCUAUGACCCUGUGCAUGUUUCCCUCCCCAACCCAUUCCCCCUUCCCCUUAACACCAAAGAUGUUUUGAUUAAAUUUAUUUUUGCAGGAAAGAAAUUUUAUUGCCUUAAAUUUAUCCCGUUUGUUUUACAGGUGGAGCUACGGAGUUCUCCUCUAUGAGAUUUUCACGAUUGGUAGGUUACUAGGCAGAUUGCCAGUCCAGUUAUUUUAGCCUCAGCAAUUGGGGGGACACGAAUUCAUGAAGUGAGCAUUGUGUACCAGUCUCUGUAGAAUUGGCUUUUGGUCAUAUCAAGUCGCUGGCCUUAGCCGGAAAAAAUUGUUAAUGGAAAUACAUCUGUAGAGCUUUUCAUUACCUGCUCUAUUCAGGUGGUUCACCGUAUCCAAGGAUGGAUGGAAGAAAAAUUGCAAACUUACUUCAAGAGGGAUACAGAAUGCCUAAACCACAACAUGUGGAUGAUAAGUUGUAUGAUAAUAUCUUAUUAUUUUUUCUUGAUGGCUUUUAUUAUACAUUAGUAUUUGUACCGUUUUUUUUUCGAAUUUGUUCGAAUUUCAUGUUCGCCUCAAGAUAAAACCAUCUUUACUUAUUGAACCAGCCUAACGAAUUGAAAUGAAAGAAGAAGUACACCAUCAUCAGUUGAUUUCUUCUGUAUAAAUCUUUUGUCCUCUAUAAUAACAAGAUAGAAUUAUAAGACCAAAAUGGUUUUUGAUGGGUCGAACCGUUUCUAAUAAAACUUUCUUAUGACGUCCUUUUAGAUAUGACUUUAUGACAAAAUGUUGGAAAGACGACCCUAACUUGAGACCAUCUUUUGAGAAGUUGAGAAACAAACUCAAAGAAAUGGAAAACCAGCACAAGGUAGAAUGGUAGAGUUUACAAACAGACUCUCUGUGUUUUUUUUUUCCCUUUCAAAGUUUGAUUGUUAGAAUCUAUCACCCUCAACUUAACUUGAUAACGGCGGCACCAUGAAUGCUUGCAAGCGUAGUUUAUGACUUCAAUUUAUUUAGCUUUUCGAGCAGUUUUCAAUUGAGUUUCGAAAGUGCAAAUCGAAAGUAAAAACUAAAACUAAUCCCAGCUUGAUCACACGCGUUUUUCCGCGCUUCAAGGAGGAUGCUAGAUCCUACUUUAAGUUCUCAUCGGUUAAUGUUGAUGUUAACCUUUGUUCUGAUUGAUAGUUGUGAAUACUUUGGGUUUGGUUUUUCAAGGGUUAGGCUUAGGGUUAGUUGGUUUUUCGAUGAUUAAUCUAAGACUUCACUAUCUAAAAUUAAUUGUAACAGGAAGAUGCUCUCUUUCUGGGUAAAAAAAUGAAGGAACUCUCGAAAGCUUAAUAGAGUAUAGUAUAAUUUAUACUCAUUUUUCAUAUUUUUUUCGUAUGCCUUUUUUUUUUUUUUUUUUUUUUUUUUUACAGUGGCUGAUAAACUUAAAAAAUUACGAUGAUCGACUCUACGUUAAUGUUGACGAUCUUGCCGUGUGAGCGAGUGAUUUCUCAUACAGGAAAGGACGGAGUAAUGAAUAUUACAGCCCUACGACAUCAUCUUCUAUUUUCCUUAUAUAUUUUACAUUAAGCCAUAUUUUUUGCUAUUAAGCAACUUUUUAAAACAAGCUGUUUGACAGGAAAGCGAGGCAAAGUGCAGCUUUCUUAUAUUCUCACAUAUUUUUAUACUUUUAGUCUUGGAAAGACAAACGAUUUUGUAAUAACAAGUUUAAAACCUGCAACCCCCUCCAGCGUUAUAGAUUUUUUUUUACAUAUAAGUUUUUUACGCAAAACAUGUAUUUUAUUUUGCAUCUGCUGUCCCUUUUGUUAUAUUUUGAAAUUUAUCGGAUGAAUCUGUUGUCUUAAAAAAACUCCUUUAUUGAUUAAGGUGGUCCAGAAGGGAAAACAGUAAUAUUUUCUUAACCAGCAGUUCAACCAUGUGUAGAUGGUGUUCAUCAAGAGAAGUAAGUUUUCGCCAUUUACUGAUCAAUUUCAUCACAAAAUCCUAACUUUUAUGAAACUUUCCAAAUGGUUGCAAUGGGUUUAUAAUGGCCUAGCU